UUAACAGUUUUAGGGCACAAGCAAGAGGUCAAGUCUCUCCAAAUUACCACUCAGUGUGUGGCAACUUCACACUCAAUAUCAGGCACCUUAAAUGCUGUGCAAGUUUUUUUUUCUUCCACUCAACUUUCUCUCAAAAACAUCCUGCCUGUGGAGGAAGUCAGUGUUUGUCUGCUGGACAACUACCAAGUCAGCAGUCUGUUUUCUGUAAUCAUACGACAUAACAUGGUCAUGACGUAACAUUUCUGUGUUAAACAUCCUUUUUCUUGGUCUUAUGAAAUAUUACAAGUUUUAGAGAAACUCAAUUCAGUGCUGAAUUUUUAUCAGCUGUAAGCCGUAGUCUUCAGAAUUAAUAGUAAUUUGUUUUAUUUUUGUUUUGAAUGAGAUAAAAAAAAACAAGAUUUUGGUCAUACUUUAACUCAUUGGGAUGAACUUGAAUUCUCAAAAGGUGGGCAUAGAUUUGGAACCUUCUACUCUUCUGGGGUUUAGCUGUUUGCUUUGUUUCCUUCAGGAAUACUGUCUGCAGAAAAUGUCCCUUUUACCCUGAAUUCCUUCUGCAGAGGUUGUAGAGAUAAGGAACAGUACAAAUUCCCCAGUUAGCCUGCCAAGGCUGGCCAUCUCAGGUGCUUGGCAGAUUCUCCUUUUGUUGAGACAGCCACAGUUGUCUUUCCAUUGAUUUGUAUUUCUUUAGGGAUAUCAAAACCUCUCCUCCAUUAAACGUUUGUACAGAUUUUUGUUCUUUUUUUAAAAUUUAGCAUCUUAGAAAAAAAAAUAAUCAAAGAUUACAUUUCUAAGUGGCAAUCCUUCAGAGUAAUAAAUCUGAAUAAGCUGAAGCCAUAUCAAACACUUUUGUUUUUACCAGCUGUCCAAGUGCUAUAAAACAGAUUAGUAUUAGCUCUAAUUGUCAGACACAAAGCUGACAAAUCCUUAUGUAAUGGUGGCCUAACCCACGGGAUUACAGUCUAUGCAAUGUAUGGAAAAGCUGCUCAAACAGAGCAGACGCUGCUGUUGGGGUCUUUGUUUUGAUUGCUUUGUGUGGUCUUUAUGAAAUUUAGUUAAAUCUAGAGCAAAUAAACACAUGCUGUCUCAAGACAAAGAGAUCCAAUUCAUAUCCAUUUAUAUUUUAAAAAGUUUUAAAUCAAUACACUUACAAUGCAAUUCAGUCACAAAGUGGGAUUGAGAUCCUAAUUAACAUGCAAUACAAUGCAGUUGAAGAACAUUUGACAAAAAGCCCCCUUGCGUUGAGUUGACCAAAUAAGCUCUGUGGUUUCCUCAUGUCGUAUCUCACUUUUGCAGCACGAUUGCUUGAUGUCGCUGACAAACCAAAGCGGCCAUGGUUGAAAAGUUUUUGGUGACCACAAAGGAAGAAGGGCAACAUCUGCUCAUCCAAGACAGCAUCGUCAUUGCCUUUCAGGACAGACGCCAGACAGCAUUGCAGAAAGAUGUGUUGGAAGUCAGUUUGUCAGUCUGUCUUUGAUGGGAAGUGAAAUGUUCUGUUGCAUUGUGCUCAGCGAUUAGACUUUCUCAGUUGUCAUGGUGGCUAAAGAUAAAACAGUUAUCGGAUGCCAGAAGUGUAGAGACUCCCACCAAUUCCAGAUAAAAGGCGAUGUCGCUAAGAGAGGUGCUUUCAGGUUUUACAUCACAAUUGGAGAAGGACAGACAUUUUUGUUGCUGAAUUUGGCAAUUUGUAAGAUGCAGCUCUGGGCACGGUAAUGGAUGAAGGUGUGCCAAGCAGGGGCUGGUAGGAGAUUCUCAUGGUUUGGGCCGAGUUGUGAAACACAUUCCAGCCGACUAAUAGCACCAAGCCUGAAGAGAUGGCCCUCAGCAUGAAUUGCCUUUACUGGACCAGCUGUGGACAGGGAUGCGUGUUGUGAUGGUGAUCAUUUACAAGAAAACAGUGGAAAAAAAGGGCGGUGACGAUGUAACAACAAAACGUACGGACUUGGGCACGGCGCAGACCAUGAGCCAGGGAGCAGCACUUUUUUCUUGUGGACUCAUGGAGACGAGCCGAUGGCGUGAGGUGGGGACCAGCUGCGCCUUGCAACAGCGGCCGGUCGGAACCAGCCUGGAGAGCCUGUGGGACGUCCUGCCCGACGUGCACAGAACUUCUGCCCACUGGGGCUGGGAUGUGGGCUCCACCUCCAGCACCAUCUCCAGCCUGCUGCAGGACCUGAGUCUGACCGAUUCCUCGCACUCCACCGCGCCCCCCAGCAAGCGCCAGUGCCGGUCCCUGUCCUGCUCUGACGAGCUGAGCAGCUGCCGCUCCACCUGGCGCCCUCAAGGCUCCCGGGUGUGGACUUCGGUGGAGAAGAGGAGGUGCCACAGCGGGGGCAGCGUUCAGCGCAGCGGCCUCGGGAACUCGCAACUCUGCUUCCCGGCUAUGCAGCGCAGCUCCAGCUUCAGCCUUCCCGCCCGCUCCGACGGCCAGGAGCAGUCCAGGCCUUCCGCUUUCUCUGGCCCAACUCCCAACUCCUCUGAUCCGUCUGCUCAGUCCCUCUACCUCUCCCAUGAACAAAUCUGCCUCCCUGAGGCGGAGGAACCCUCACCGGCGAGCUCGCCAGACUCCACUCCAGAACUUGAGCGUCGCGGUGGAGAAGGUGGCCUUGCCCGGAGUCGCUCCCAGCCGUGUGUCUUAAACGACAAAAAGAUCGGUGUGAAACGCAGGCGGCCGGCAGACUCUCAGAAACAGAGGCCUUCCCUGGAUCUGGCAAAGAUGACUCAGAAACUUCGGAAUUUCCACAGCCUCAGCUGCCCUGGGAUCACAAGCGACGACCCGUUAAAGUCUGGCCCGGUGGCCCUCUCUCUCAGGCCCAACGCCGAUGACCUGUCUGACAACGAGGACGGCCCGGAGCUCAACGGGAACGAGUCGUCCGACACCGACUGGAACCCCAGCGGCCGUGGCGACAACACGAUGGCAGGAACGACCGGAGGGAAGGACGGCGAGACCCUGUGGGUGGGGCUGUGCAGCAUGACGAGGGAUAUGUACCAGCUGGGAGGAGAGCUCGACAUCGAGCAGAUUGAGAGGAACUGAGCUGAGCUGCUUUUUUCUCCUCUGGCGGGGGAAGCUAAUCACGGGACUGGAAGUUUAUCACCAGGUGGUACAAUAAACAGUGCUGAUAGUCUUAAGGACAAAGUAAAAGGGGAGCUCAUGCAGAGAGCAUUCCAGGGCUUCUUUUUCUUCUUCUUCUUAAAGAGAGACUGAGCAGGAGUUUUGUGCUUUAAAUGUCCAUGUUUGGGGACUUUGUGUUGUUAGAGGCGACUCUCCCCCCCACUGUGGGGUGUCUCAGGAUAAAACGGAAGUCAGGGAAGAAGGAUCUGAGUUGAAAUAAGAAAAAAAAAAAU
Messenger RNA from Xiphophorus hellerii (green swordtail), 3339 nucleotides. It is a transcript of the gene fam53b, whose product is annotated as family with sequence similarity 53 member B. Bases 1859 to 3028 code for a protein of 389 amino acids. Gene Ontology annotation, cellular component: nucleus. Gene Ontology annotation, biological process: protein import into nucleus; positive regulation of canonical Wnt signaling pathway. NCBI's taxonomy places the organism in Eukaryota, Metazoa, Chordata, Actinopteri, Cyprinodontiformes, Poeciliidae. The transcript is spliced from 5 exons. The record is from RefSeq and is a predicted model, not a curated record.